AUGGUCGAGUCGAUCACCCACCGUGUCACAAAAGAGAGCUAUCAGGUCGAGGCACCACCCGCAGAUGCCCCGCUUGAAGUGCUCAACGAAUACUAUUGGACAAAGGAUGCCGAGCCCCAUGUGGCACGGAGAAAAGCUAUUAUCGCCAAAUAUCCCGAGGUGAGGAAACUCACGGGCCACGAGCCAAAACUGAAGUGGUAUGUUUUGGCCGUGGUUGCUUUACAAAUUGGCGUGGCGAUUUACUUGAGGAACACGUAUCCCAUUUCGUGGAAGUUUUUCAUUCUAGCUUAUGUAAUCGGAGCCACUGCCAAUCAGGCACUUUUCCUCGCUAUACACGAGUUGUCACACAAUUUGAUGUUCAAAAAGCCACUUCAUAAUAAGCUUUUCGCAAUUGUUGCCAAUGUGCCAAUUGGUAUCCCUUACAGUGCUUCUUUCCAGCCUUACCAUCAGUUGCAUCACAAGUUUAUGGGCGAUGAGUACUUGGACACGGACUUGCCAACACCUUUGGAGUCUAUAGUGUUGUCGAAUGUGUUGGGAAAAGUUUUCUUCGCCACAUUUCAAAUAUUUUUUUAUGCCCUUAGACCCAUGUUCAUCACGCAAAUCAACAUCACCAGCAUUCAUUUAAUGAACAUUGUCUUUCAGGUGGUGGCAGACAUUUUGCUUGUGAAAUUUGCCAGCGUUAAUAGCUUGCUUUAUUUCAUCAUGUCCUCCUUCUUGGCAGGUUCUUUGCACCCUUGCGCUGGACACUUCAUUGCCGAACAUUAUGUACUUAACGACAAUAACGUGCCCCGGGCUGGGCACGAAAAGCUGGGCAACCUCUCCAAAGACCUUGUGCCACCCGAAACGUACUCUUACUAUGGCUCGCUAAAUUUGGUCACUUGGAACGUGGGCUACCACAAUGAGCACCAUGACUUUCCCUAUGUGGCAUGGACUAAGCUCCCUGAGCUCCGCAGAAUUGCCGCUGAGUUCUACGAGCCAUUGCCUCAGAUCAACUCAUGGUGUGGGGUGUUGUGGAGCUUCUGCUUCAACGACGUGAACACUUUAUGGAAUAGGGUCAAGAGAACCGGAAAAGUACGUCUGGGUCGAAACGUAAGCGGAUUGGAUAGGAAUCAAAAUUAG
Candidozyma auris is the source of this 1119-nucleotide messenger RNA. RefSeq names its product Des1p (gene DES1). Gene Ontology annotation, molecular function: sphingolipid delta-4 desaturase activity. Gene Ontology annotation, cellular component: membrane. The transcript has a single exon. The coding region runs from base 1 to 1119 and encodes 372 amino acids. Lineage: Eukaryota; Fungi; Ascomycota; Pichiomycetes; Serinales; Metschnikowiaceae. Gene Ontology annotation, biological process: ceramide biosynthetic process. The record is from RefSeq and is a predicted model, not a curated record.